Lemur catta (Ring-tailed lemur) is the source of this 4580-nucleotide messenger RNA. It is a transcript of the gene CDC50A, whose product is annotated as transmembrane protein 30A. The record is from RefSeq and is a predicted model, not a curated record. NCBI's taxonomy places the organism in Eukaryota, Metazoa, Chordata, Mammalia, Primates, Lemuridae. The transcript is spliced from 7 exons. Gene Ontology annotation, cellular component: Golgi apparatus; plasma membrane; endoplasmic reticulum. Gene Ontology annotation, biological process: phospholipid translocation. The coding region runs from base 17 to 1396 and encodes 459 amino acids.
UGUCGUCACAGGGCAAAUGAUCAGGGUGCGUCCGCCUUUUCCCUCUCUCUUUUAUCCUCCUCCUCUACCCCCUCCCCUUGUCCCGCAGUCUUCUCCCUCCUUCUUUCUCUCCCUCCCCCUGGCGUCUCCCGCCGACUCUCGCUUCCGGUCAGCGGCCCUGUGCGUUAGAGCGCCCCGCCUCUUCCGUCUUUACAGCGGAGGCGGCUGUGGCGACGGCGGCAGCGGCGCCUGCGCGUCUCCUGUCAGGGUCAGCAGGCGGGUCCACGGGGCGGUCCACCUGCGCGUCUCGGGGCCGCGACCCGGGGGUCGAAUGGCGAUGAACUAUAACUCGAAGGAUGAAGUGGACGGCGGGCCGCCGUGUGCCCCUGGGGGCACCGCUAAGACUCCGAAACCGGAUAACACGGCCUUCAAACAGCAGCGGCUUCCCGCUUGGCAGCCCAUCCUCACGGCUGGCACGGUGCUACCUACCUUCUUCAUCAUCGGCCUCAUCUUCAUCCCCAUUGGUAUUGGCAUCUUCGUCACCUCCAACAACAUCCGCGAGAUCGAGAUUGAUUAUACCGGAACAGAGCCUUCUAGUCCCUGCAAUAAAUGUUUGUCUCCUGAUGUGACACCUUGCUUUUGUACCAUCAACUUCACAUUGGAACAGUCAUUUGAGGGCAAUGUGUUUAUGUAUUAUGCACUAUCUAAUUUCUAUCAAAACCAUCGUCGUUAUGUGAAAUCUCGAGAUGAUAGUCAACUAAAUGGAGAUUCUAGUGCUUUGCUUAAUCCCAGUAAGGAAUGUGAACCUUAUCGAAGAAAUGAAGACAAACCAAUUGCUCCUUGUGGAGCUAUUGCCAACAGCAUGUUUAAUGAUACAUUAGAAUUGUUUCUUAUGGGCAAUGAUUCUUAUCCUACACCUAUUACUUUGAAAAAGAAAAGUAUUGCUUGGUGGACAGAUAAAAAUGUAAAAUUCAGAAAUCCCCCUGGAGAAGAAAGCCUGGAAGAACGAUUUAAAGGUACAACAAAGCCAGUGAACUGGCUUAACCCAGUAUACAUGCUGGAUUCUGACCCAGAUAACAAUGGCUUCAUAAAUGAGGAUUUUAUUGUUUGGAUGCGUACUGCAGCCUUACCUAAUUUUCGUAAGUUAUAUCGUCUUAUAGAGAGGAAAAGUGAUUUACAUCCAACAUUACCAGCUGGACGCUACUAUUUGAAUAUCACAUACAAUUAUCCUGUACAUUCUUUUGAUGGACGAAAACGGAUGAUCUUGAGCACUAUUUCAUGGAUGGGAGGAAAAAAUCCAUUUUUGGGGAUUGCUUACAUCGCUAUUGGAUCCAUCUCUUUCUUUCUGGGAGUUGUACUGCUAGUAAUUAAUCAUAAAUAUAGAAAUAGUAGUAAUACUGCUGACAUUACCAUUUAAUUUUAUAUUCUGAAAACAAAUCUACUGCAUGUGCAUCAAGGCCAGUCCUGUUCAACUAGCUUUCGAAUGCUGAUGUCUGGUUAGUAUGUCAUUUUGAAGUUGGCACAUACUUGUUUUUAAAAACAGUCUUUGUCCUUUGCUUCUCCCCUAUGGAUGACUUAUGAAAAUAUAUGACGGGUAUAAAAAAAUUAGCUAUAUUGAUUAUAUCAACACUGUAACUGCCGAAAUGGCAUUCUAAUGUUUGUUUUUUAUUGGGACAGGCCAUAUGAUGCAUAGAGCCUCUUUCAUGUGAAUGCGUCUACUGCUUCGAUGUUUAUGCUGUACUGAUGAUUAUAUUGACAUAUAAUGCUGUAUAUGUGUGCCUAUUGUGUGAAGAAAGGGAUUACAAGAUGUAUGAGUAUAAUGACUUGCUAACCUUUCAGGAUUCAGAGUUACAGAAAGAUGAAGAAUGACCAAAUCUAAAUAAAACACUUCAUCAUUUUCAUGUUGUCAUAAGGCUUAAAGUACCAUCUUUGUUGAGGUGGUUCAUGCAUUCAGUUUAUCCAGUACAGUUCUUUGUCAAGCUUAGCAUUGAUUUCAAAGAAUAUGUAACCUUUGUGUCUGGCAUAGGAAUUAAUAAUGCUCAUGUCUGAAAAGGUCAGGUAGGUCCCAGGUUGGAGAAUUUAAAAUUCCUCUUUCCAUUUGUUCAAAUGUUACAGUCAGGAACCCCAAGUCACAUGGAAUGUUUUUACUGGAAGUGAAUGUGAUCACUUCCCUUGAAGCUUACACUUCAUAAGGGAAGAAAAUACAAGUGAGAUGGAAAAACUGCUUGGCAGAUCUUCAUCUUCUGCCUCAAUUAGAAAUCAGAUGUGAUUGUUCAAAGGAGACUAUUUUCAUUCUUGUGGUAUUUAACAUUCAGAAAAUUAAUUCAGCAUUGGAAAUAUCUCAAACUGUUUUUAUUUUUCAGGUAAGUGUUUUGACUGAAGUACUAAUAUUAUAUUCCAGAAAAUUUUGAAAGUAGUAACCUAAUUUCCUCUGUGUUUUAUUCAAUUUUUUGCAUAUAGGUCAAAUAUAGAUAUGUAUGCACAUUCUCUUUAGUUAAGGUACCAAUUUUUUUGGUUGGUUUUCCUAAGACAUACUUUAGAAAGAUGUUCUAUACCUAAUUUCUGGAAAUUUUGGAUUAUGUACAUGAUAAAUUAUAAUAUAUAUGGUUGAAGUAAUUUUAUUUUUUACUAACUGGAAUUAUUUUAAUAUUCCUUAUUGAAUAAAUGCUGUAAUUUGUUUGCUAUGGAACUUAUUAAAGUGAAUGUAAACUUAUUUUUCCAAAUGCAUGAAAAUGUAUGUAUUAAUCAGAGGUGGCUUAAUUGCAUUGAAAUUGCUUUUUUUUUUUGCUAAAGUAACUCAUGUUUGUGUAGAAGAAUGCCUGUUUAUUCAGUGUUUGUAAUGAUUUUUUUGAGUUAUAUUUUAAAUCAAAAGGUCUGGGUAAUGUAUCAAUUUUGAUUAAUAUAUGUUUUUUUUUUAAGAAACAACAAUGUAAUAGUUAAUAGUAGAAAUGUGCCACACUUUUUAAGUUUUGUGUAACAUGAAAUUCAGUUCAAAGAACUUGUAAUUCAUAAUGAUUUUUAACUGGUAAAAAUAUUACUUGCAUGAAGUACUUGAUGUAUGGUUACCCUGACAUUUGAGUACAUAGGGCAUCUUCUUUGUCUAAAAAUAUUCUUUGUUUUGUCAGUCCUUCAGAAUGUUAUUUAUUCUGAAAUUGUCCCUCUUGUACAUGGCAGUUUAUUUUCGGGGGUGCAACAUUGGGAAGGAGGAAUUUCUUCCAGUCUUUCCAGAUUGAGUUUGUGCUGUGUAAAGAGGACUCCCAUCCUGCAUCUCUUUUUCUAAUUGGGGGACUGAGGGUGUUGCUAAAGAAAAGUUGAAGAGCCCUUCUAACACUUUUCUCGUGGAGAAGAUGGAUUUUAAAAUGUAUUGGGAGUCUUUUCUAUUUUACAAGUACACUGAUGGCCUAAGUCCCCCUCCGUGCUACCAUCUUCUGCCAUUUGAGCUCUGAGGGACUCCUGUUGCAAAAAUGAAGAAUAUGGAACAUUCAUAUCACCCCUGUGAAGCGUGGGAGAAGGGAAAACAGUUCUUUUUCUUUCUUAAAAGCUUUAUGCUCAUCUUUUGGAAACAUUGAUGUCAUAUUCAUCUUCUAAAGAAUCAUGUUGCAUUUUAAGGCAGCUACAUUAAGUAGAAGGCAUUGAAGAAUGUAUUAAUAUUUAGAACAUAUUUUGACAUAUGAAAAGCUUUCCAAUAGAAGAAAUUAUUCAAUAAAUAAAAGCUAAGAAAUUUCAUUGAAAUCAUAAGGUAGUUUCAGAAUAAAUUGAUAAAAAUAACUGUGUACUACCUAAUAGAGAGUCAUUCAACCAAGAGAAGAAUUAAGUGAAUAUUAUUUGUUUAUUGGUUAGUGACAGAGUCUAUUUGUAACCUUGAUGAUGUUAAAAGAUAACAUUCUGUUAGUAUGUUCUCUAAUAAAAAUGAAUAAAAUUAAUUUCACUGUGUUUAAGUAUCUUGCUAAAAUAACAAUGCCUAGUGUUGUUACUAAUGUUUAACACCAAAUUUUAACCCAAGGUCAACGAGUCCAGGUUUGACUUCUCUAUGCCUAGAUUUGAUAAAAUGUCAUUCAUUGUUAAAUUAAUCACCAUAUUUAUAUUUAUUGAUCUCUCUGACAACAUUAACCAUCUGUUCUUACCAGAAAGUGGUCAGAUUGUCACCUGAGUUAUAGACAGACUGGCUAAGUUUGGUAUUAGAUCCAGGGGAAUGUCUAAUAAAUAGAGAGGCAAGGAUAAUGAAAAUAAUGAAGUGGGACACACAGGAAAUGAAAAGCCUGACUAGUGAGGAGCAGUGGAAAGGUUGGGUUAAUGAGUGCUGUUCAGCCUGCUACCUCCUAUCUUUGUGGAAACAUUGCCUUAGAAUUAUUAUAUAAGACAUCUUUGUUGGUUAAGCUGUAAAGUUUUGUUCUUUGUAAACAUGGCUGGGGAGGAUAGAAGGAAUACGGAAGUAUUGCCAUUACAAGAACAAUUUUGAUGCUUAAGUGUCUCUUGUAGAGUCUGGAUGAUCUAGUGAAGUGUUUCAGAACCCCUUUUUAGUACACCAUUCAGUAAACAUAAAAAUCACUUUUCUCCUAAUGUCAUUUGAAAUUUCAAAAUAAAUAUCUUCUCUAAAAUCA